GGCAGCAGCAGCAGCAGCAGCAGUGUGGCGGCGCCGUGUGGUGUAGGCCGCCCUGCCAUAAUAUUCCCAUCCAUUACCUCUACACCCAACAAUUGAGCUCCGAGCCACGCCUCCUAUGCCGCCAUGCCCCCUAAGAACGCCCAGAAGGGAGGCGCCGCCCAAUCUAAGAAGGCUGACCAGAAGAAGAAGGACAAGAUCAUAGAGGACAAGACAUUUGGGCUGAAGAACAAGAAGGGCGCCAAGCAGCAGAAGUUUAUCCAGCAGGUGCAGCAUCAGGUGAAGUAUGGCGGGAACAAGAGCACUCGGGAGCAGGAGAAGGAGACGAAAGGAGUCAAGAAAGACGAGCUGAAGAAGAACCUGGCUGAGAUCAAUGCUAUCUUCAAGCCAGUACAGCAGACCGCCAGCAAGGGCAGUGACCCCAAGUCGAUCCUGUGUGCGUUCUUCAAGCAAGGCCAGUGUGGGAAGGGAGCCAAGUGCAAAUUUUCUCAUGACCUUAAUAUUGAACGCAAGGCAGAGAAGCGGAGUGCCUACGUGGACAUGCGGGACAAUGGUGAUGAAACAAGUGCCGACUGGGAUGAGGCAACCCUGCAGGAGGUGGUGGAGAAGAAGCAUGAGGAAAAAUCGCAUCCCAGUACUGAUAUUGUCUGCAGGUACUUCCUGGAUGCUGUGGAGAACGGGAAGUACGGCUGGUUCUGGGACUGUCCAAACGGCUCAGGCUGCAUCUACCGCCAUGCUCUGCCACCUGGGUUUAUCCUGAAGAAGGAUCGCAAGAAGAUGGAGAAGCAGAAGGAGGAUGUGAGCCUGGAGGACCUGGUGGAGAGGGAGAGAGCUGCCCUUGGAAUCAACACCACUCGCGUCACUCUGGAGACCUUCUUGGCGUGGAAGAAGCGGAAACUCAAGGAGAAGCAGGACAAGCUGAAGAAGGAAUCCGAGAAGAAGAAGAAGGAUUACCACGCAGGGAAGGGCUUUGGGCUGUCUGGCCGAGAGAUGUUCACCUUCAACCCCAGCCUGGCGUCGGGCGAGGAUGACCUGGAGGAGGGUGAUGAGUCUCUGGAUGUGCGGAACCUUGGCAAAGAUCCCGAACAGGAGGAGGAGCUGCAGUUUGACUUCAAGGAGAUCGACAUGGCCAAGCUGAUGGAAGACUAUGUGGAAGUGGACACCUCCAAUGUGACCAUAGCCAACGCAGACCGCCUGCAGCAACUCAAGGACGACCUCGACCUUCAGUCAGCCAAGGCUACUGCCGCCGCCGCUGCUGCUGCCGCUGCUGAUGACAAGGAGGAUGGGACGGAGGAGGCGCAGGACGACGCGGAAGGAGCGACGGCGGUGGACAUUGAUGAGGCGCUGUUUGAUGGGGAUGAUGAAGACCUGGAUGAGUUGGAGGAGGAGCUGGAAGACUUGACGGUGGCGUAGAACAGCAGCAGCAGCGACAGCAGUGUCUUGGCCAGCCUCUCUGCCUUGCAGCGGCUGCCACCCUGCUGUGAGUCGCCUGCUGUGCCAGCUUCCAGUUUGCUCUGUGUGUGUUGCCUCCCGCUGCAGUCAUGGCCAGUCUGUGCCUGCACCACACCCUCCAUGUGGGAGGUUGACUGGAGGCACAGCCUUGUCACUCAGCGUACAGGAAGCAACACACACAGGCAAGGGAGCGGCACAGACAGGAGCCUUCUGCUGUUGUCUGCUGCGUUCCCGUGGUGCCGGGCCCACCCUGCACCCUUCCUGCGGGUGACUGCCAGCUGGGGAGGUAACUGCCACACCACUAAUUACCAAGUCAUCAGUCCAGUUAUCAUUAACUCUGUGUAAUAGUUCCCAGAAUUCACAGACAAAAGUAGUUCCCAUCCCAGGGAUGUCAGGCUGUGGCCUGAGGAAACUGUGCCUGCUGCAAGACACAAAGGGCUGCUGCUGCUGCUGCACUCCAGCGACACCACAAACAGGAGCAGCAGCUCAUGAAACACUGCAACCUUGCAGCAGCAGCAGCAGCAGCAGCAGCAGUGGUAGCGGUGGUGCUGAUGAAGUGAGGGAAUUCUGUACGCCUGUCACUGGCUGGUCUGCAACAGAAUGAGCUGAAGUGUGCACUGCUGCCUCCAUUCACUCUGCAGUGAGGGAGGCAACUCUUGCUGCCACGAUCACAGCAUGGCACUGCAGACACUGCAGCCUUCCAGUGGUCACUGUACAUAUGCACUGUGGGUGUCAGUCUGGGCCAGACUCUGAGACACUGGGAUGGGUUGAUGCAGCAGCAGCAGCAGCAGCAGCUUGUCUGAUUCUCUCUCUCUUUUCACUGCCACGUUUCUUGGAAUGAAGCAUUGCAGAAGUAAACUAACAAACAAACACAUGCUCUGUGUUGGCAGGUGUGUGUGUGUGUGUGUGUACAUUGUGCACAUUGUGUCUGUCCCAGCACUGCAGGCUCGGGUGCAGGGUGCGGGGUGGGACGGGGGGGUGCUUGUCUUGCUUGUGUGGUUUGGUGUCUUGUUCAGGUACUUUGUUAUGGGACAACUCACAAAACAAACUUAUAGUCCAGGUUUCUUCAGCUACUUAGUAAGAAUUAUGUUGUUGGUUAUCUCGGGGAGUUUUAUGGCAGAGUAAAACAAGUUGACCUCAUUAUGGAGGAAUUGAGUUGCUAGCCACUUUGACAAUUUGAACUGAAAACACUUGCAUUUGUUUCAUUAGGCAAAGAAACUUGUGAUAUGCUUACACUUGUGAUAUUGUACUGGGAAGAACUGUGGGUGCAGCAGCAGCAGACAUCUGGCUGGUGGUGGUGGUGGUGGUGGUGGUGGUGCACACUGAGUCAGCAGUGUGACACACCCUCCACCACCACCAGCUACCCACCCACCUGCCUGCCUGCCAUUGUCCCUCCCUCAGUGUGGAAGCAAAACAUGUGGUACUGGUAUUUUAUUGAAAUCACUUGAGUUAGGAAAUACAUAUAUUUUAACUGAGACGGAUUUUACUCGAAUAAGUCAAACUUGUGACCUGUUAUUCCUUGCCUGUGAUUUUAAGGUAAUCGAUUGACCAUGUUUGACAUUCAGCUUUGUCAGUUUCCACAAGUGACGUGAAAGACAGACAGUCUCCCUCAGUGAGCAGUGUGUGUGUUGUAUCGAGACACCGAUGUGUUGGCCAGGCACGGGAGGUGAACAGGAGCACUUGGGGAGUGGAAAGCAACCACCCACUUAGGACAGCAAGACAAGAUGACAUUUCAGGGUGAGCUUGUCAUGCCGGCCACCUCCAUGCAGCAUGCAGGGUGUCGGUGGUGAGAGCAGCAGCUGGUGUGAAGGCUGAGCAGUGCAGCACAGCCACUGGCCAGAGAGUGCCUGCCAUGGCAGUGCUGCCUCAUGCUGGAUUUUUGCUUGAAUCAAGCUUUGAAUACCUUCCCUUUGCUUGUUCUCUUUCCUCAUACUAGCCGUAACACACCUUUAGAACAACAGCGGAGUGUUUGGGGCGUGUGUGGGAGACCGCUGUUUAUGAAUUGUUAUAAAUUCUACAGCCACAAGUGUCAGUGGCCAGCUGGGCGGUGGUGGCGGCGGCGGUACACACCCAGCUGCCACAAUCACACGAGUCACUCAGCGCUGACAGCCGAGUGACUCGCAUUGGAAAUCCUUACCAUGUUUUGAGAAAUACAAGCAUCAUUAUCAA
Molecule: messenger RNA, 3618 nt
Organism: Portunus trituberculatus (swimming crab)
Lineage: Eukaryota; Metazoa; Arthropoda; Malacostraca; Decapoda; Portunidae
Product: zinc finger CCCH domain-containing protein 15 homolog
Biological process (GO): cytoplasmic translation
Cellular component (GO): cytosol
Molecular function (GO): mRNA binding; metal ion binding
Source: RefSeq, a predicted model, not a curated record